This is a messenger RNA of Galeopterus variegatus (Sunda flying lemur), 3515 nucleotides long. RefSeq names its product E3 ubiquitin-protein ligase HERC2-like. Gene Ontology annotation, molecular function: ubiquitin protein ligase activity. Gene Ontology annotation, cellular component: cytoplasm; membrane. The transcript is spliced from 18 exons. NCBI's taxonomy places the organism in Eukaryota, Metazoa, Chordata, Mammalia, Dermoptera, Cynocephalidae. Gene Ontology annotation, biological process: protein ubiquitination. Bases 1 to 2844 code for a protein of 947 amino acids. The record is from RefSeq and is a predicted model, not a curated record.
AUGUAUGCAUCCAGAAACAGAGCUAGAAAAUUACACAAAGUGGCUAAGAAAAUCCGUGAGUUGAUGGCAGACGGUGAAGACAUGGAUGUCCUCCAUGAGAGCCAUGGCGUUUUCAGAAGAGAGCAGGAUGAGCAGCUUGUGCAGUGGAUGAAUAGGCGACCAGAUGACUGGACCCUUUCUGCUGGUGGCAGUGGAACAAUUUAUGGAUGGGGACAUAAUCAUAGGGGGCAGCUUGGGGGCAUUGAAGGUGCAAAAGUUAAAGUUCCCACUCCAUGUGAAGCCCUGGCGACUCUCAGACCGGUGCAGUUAAUUGGAGGAGAACAAACUCUCUUUGCUGUGACAGCUGAUGGGAAGCUGUAUGCCACUGGGUAUGGUGCAGGAGGCAGACUAGGAAUUGGAGGAACAGAGUCGGUAUCAACCCCAACAUUGCUUGAGUCCAUUCAGCAUGUGUUUAUAAAGAAAGUAGCUGUGAACUCAGGAGGAAAACACUGCCUGGCCCUCUCUUCAGAAGGGGAAGUUUACUCUUGGGGUGAGGCAGAAGAUGGGAAGUUGGGGCAUGGCAACAGAAGUCCUUGUGACCGCCCUCGUGUCAUUGAGUCUCUGAGAGGAAUUGAAGUGGUUGACGUUGCUGCUGGUGGAGCCCACAGCGCCUGCGUCACAGCAGCUGGGGACCUCUACACGUGGGGCAAAGGCCGGUAUGGCCGCCUGGGACACAGUGACAGUGAGGACCAGUUGAAGCCAAAGCUGGUAGAGGCACUGCAGGGCCACCGUGUGGUUGACAUUGCCUGUGGCAGUGGUGACGCCCAGACCCUCUGCCUCACUGAUGAUGACACUGUCUGGUCCUGGGGGGACGGGGACUAUGGCAAACUCGGCAGAGGAGGCAGCGAUGGCUGUAAAGUGCCCAUGAAGAUCGAUUCUCUUACAGGCCUUGGAGUAAUUAAAGUGGAGUGCGGAUCCCAGUUUUCUGUCGCCCUUACCAAAUCUGGAGCUGUUUAUACUUGGGGCAAGGGUGACUAUCACAGGCUGGGCCAUGGGUCUGACGACCAUGUGCGAAGACCUCGGCAGGUCCAAGGGCUGCAGGGGAAGAAAGUCAUCGCCAUUGCCACCGGCUCUCUGCACUGUGUGUGCUGCACAGAGGAUGGUGAAGUUUAUACAUGGGGCGACAAUGAUGAGGGUCAACUAGGAGAUGGAACAACAAAUGCCAUCCAGAGGCCUCGGUUGGUAGCUGCUCUUCAGGGUAAGAAGGUCAACCGUGUAGCCUGUGGCUCAGCACACACCCUCGCCUGGUCGACCAGCAAGCCCGCCAGUGCCGGCAAGCUCCCUGCACAGGUCCCCAUGGAGUACAAUCAUCUGCAGGAAAUCCCUGUGUUAGCCCUGAGGAACCGGCUGCUGCUGCUGCACCACAUCUCGGAGCUCUUCUGUCCUUGCAUCCCCAUGUUUGACCUGGAGGGUUCUCUCGAUGAAACUGGACUCGGGCCUUCUGUUGGGUUUGAUACUCUACGAGGAAUUCUCAUAUCCCAGGGAAAGGAGGCGGCUUUCCGAAAAGUGGUGCAGGCAACUAUGGUGCGAGAUCGUCAACACGGUCCUGUUGUGGAGUUGAAUCGAAUCCAGGUCAAACGCUCGAGAAGCAAAGGUGGGUUAGCUGGCCCCGAUGGCACCAAGUCUGUCUUUGGGCAGAUGUGCGCCAAGAUGAGCUCGUUCAGUCCUGACAGCCUCCUGCUCCCUCACCGUGUCUGGAAAGUCAAGUUUGUGGGUGAAUCUGUGGAUGACUGUGGGGGCGGCUACAGCGAGUCCAUAGCAGAGAUCUGUGAGGAGCUGCAGAAUGGACUCACCCCCCUGCUGAUUGUGACACCCAACGGCAGGGAUGAGUCUGGGGCCAACCGAGACUGCUACCUGUUCAACCCUGCCGCCAGGGCACCCGUGCACAGCAGCAUGCUCCGCUUCUUGGGUGUGUUGUUGGGCAUCGCCAUCCGGACCGGGAGCCCCCUGAGCCUCAACCUCGCUGAGCCCGUCUGGAAGCAGCUGGCUGGGAUGAGUCUCACCAUCGCAGACCUCAGCGAGGUCGAUAAAGAUUUUAUUCCUGGGCUCAUGUACAUCCGCGACAAUGAGGCCACUUCGGAGGAGUUUGAGGCCAUGAGCCUGCCCUUUGCGGUGCCCAGCGCCAGUGGUCAGGACGUGCAGCUGAGCUCCAAGCACAUGCACAUCACCCUGGACAACCGCGCCGAGUAUGUCCGACUGGCAAUAAACUAUAGACUCCAUGAAUUUGAUGAGCAGGUGGCUGCCGUUCGGGAAGGAAUGGCCCGUGUCGUGCCCGUCCCCCUCCUUUCUCUGUUCACUGGAUAUGAGCUGGAGACAAUGGUGUGUGGCAGCCCGGACAUCCCACUGCAUCUUUUGAAGUCGGUGGCAACGUAUAAAGGGAUUGAACCUUCUGCACCCCUGAUCCAGUGGUUCUGGGAGGUGAUGGAGUCCUUCUCCAACACAGAGCGCUCCCUUUUCCUCCGCUUUGUGUGGGGCCGGACAAGGCUGCCCAGGACCAUCGCUGACUUCCGGGGCAGAGACUUUGUCAUCCAGGUAUUGGAUAAAUACAACCCUCCUGACCACUUCCUUCCUGAAUCCUACACCUGUUUCUUUUUGCUGAAGUUACCCAGGUAUUCCUGUAAACAGGUGCUAGAGGAGAAGCUGAAAUAUGCCAUCCACUUUUGCAAAUCCAUAGACACAGAUGAUUACGCUCGCAUAGCCCUCACAGGAGAGCCAGCUGCCGAUGACAGCAGUGAUGACUCGGAUAAUGAGGAUGUGGAUUCAUUUGCUUCAGAUUCCACACAAGAUUAUUUAACAGGACACUAAGAUGCAGAAAUGCCAUCACAAAACGAGAGCCUGAGCAAGAGGGCAGAGUGCCUGGUGUGUCUGCUGAGAAAUAGCAGUCCUCGAAAUGUGUGGGAGGUGGGGGCAGAGAGACAGGGGCUGUGUGACCAGCCUGUGCUCGUGGAGCACUGAGUGGUCGCUUGACGUUUAUUUUUGGGACUUAAGAGUCUUCUCACCCAUAAUGCUGCAUUACAUGUAGGACUCUGUGUUUACUAAAGUGUGUAAAUGUUUAUAUAAAUACUGAAUUGCAGCAUCCUAAAAAUGAAUAAAGCCUUUUUACUUGUGGGUGCAAUAGAUUUUUUUCUUCCUUUCAAGUGUCGUGAAUCAUCUUGCUUGUAUAUUGGAAAUACUGUGCAACAAUUAAAUCAUAUUAUAAAUAUUUCAGCUAAUUUUGUUUAUUAAAAGCUUUUUGAACAUUAAAUGAUCAGUAUUACUUGAAUGCAUCCAGAGGGUAUUUAAGCCAAAACGAAAAACAAAAAGGCCAUUUAGUUCUCCCUCUUCUCCCCAGGUGUGCCAUUUCAGCAUAUGCAUUAUGUAAUUUGAAUGGAGGCCUUUCUGUGAACAGUAUCAUAACUUCUAUCAUGGAAAGUGUACUAUAUAUGAUGUUUGUGUCUACAUUUUAAUUCCCUAUAAAUAAAACAUCUGUCACAAAA